GAGCCGGCUUUGCGCAGACAUUCUCGCUUUUCUCCAUUUGCCACGUGAUGAGGGCGUAGCUGUGGUAACGCGGCCCAGCGCGCAGUACGCGGGCACGUGACGAGGCCCUAGGGGCCCUUACGUCAGGCACGCUGCAAGCGCGCGGGCUGGGCGGGGUUCGGCGGCGCCCGGUGAGGACCAAAGUGCGUCUGCAGGCCGGGCAAAACCCAGUUGGGUUGGACAGCCAUGCCCAAGUACUGCCGGGCUCCGAACUGCUCCAACAAUGCGGGCCAACUGGGCGCGGACAACCGCCCGGUGAGCUUCUACAAGUUCCCCCUGAAGGAUGGCCCCCGGCUGCAGGCCUGGCUGAGGCACAUGGGGCGUGAGCACUGGGUGCCUAGCUGCUACCAGCACCUGUGCAGCGAGCACUUCGCCCCCUCUUGCUUCCAGUGGCGCUGGGGCGUGCGCUACCUGCGGCCGGAUGCUGUGCCCUCCAUCUUCUCCCGAGCGCUGCCCGCCAAGAGGCAGACGAAUUCCCGAAGUACCGAGAAAGCAGUCGUGCCUCCGCCUCCGCAGGAGGCCAAGUCCCUGUCCCCUGGCCCAGCCGUCCCGGCCCCUGGCCCCGUACAGCUUGCGGUGCUGGGGCCAGCAUCCGGGGGUCCCGAAGCCCCAGCCACCAUGUUCCUGACUCCCCUGCCGCAUCCGCCGGUUCCCACGGGGCCGCGCCCUGGAGUGUCGGCCCAGCACCCCCGGACCGGGCUGGGCGCGGCGCUGGGAGCGCUGCAGCGGCGGGUGCGGAGGCUCCAGCGGCGCCACGAGCGGCACCAGGCGCGGCUGCGGGCUCUGGAAGAGCUGGCGAAGCAGCUGCGCGCGGAGAGCCUGCUGGCGCCGGCGCACCGGGGCUGCCUGCGCGCGCUCCCUGGACCUGAGGAAUCCCAAGCCUUCACCAUCAUCUGUGGAGGGCCUGACAUAGCUGUGGUUCUUGCCCAAGGUCCUGCACCUCCUACCCUGGACGCCAAGCCUGAGCUCCUGGACACUCAGACUCCCAGUGCAUAAGGACCAGGACAGAUGAUAGAAGACAGAGGAAGAGAGACGCAUCAAACGUGGGCUUGGCCCAGCCCCAUGACCCAUGCCCGGGGCAUAGCAGUGGCUCCCUCAAGGGCCUGGCUCCCACCACCUCCUCCUAGGGACCCCUUGAACCUUAGGGCUGACCUGGGCCCAAGACCCCUGUCAGCAGUGAUUACCCUGGGAACCAGGUCCCGACCCCACCUUCAAUCUUUGCGGUCAGUAAAACAUCCUCAGAGCAGAGCAAGGGUUGUUUGGAGAGAGUUGUACCUGGUUCUGAAGAGCCCCUCAUACCCUUUGCCAAGCCUGGUGCCAAGCUGGGAUACAGCAGUGAACACAGCUGACAAAAGUCCUGUCCUCGUGGUGCUCACUUUCUGCUUGAGCAGAAGAUGAACUAGUAAACUAAUAAACAGUAUAAUUUCAGGUUG
Messenger RNA from Balaenoptera acutorostrata (minke whale), 1472 nucleotides. RefSeq names its product THAP domain containing 8 (gene THAP8). The record is from RefSeq and is a predicted model, not a curated record. NCBI's taxonomy places the organism in Eukaryota, Metazoa, Chordata, Mammalia, Artiodactyla, Balaenopteridae. The transcript has 4 exons. Bases 226 to 1035 code for a protein of 269 amino acids.